UGGCCGGCGGAGCGCGCGAAGCGCAGGGUUCGCGCGUCACCCGCCUAGGCGGAGGGGUGGGGCCGAGUGCGCGCGCGGCGCGGGCGGGGGAGGGGCGGCGGGAGCGCGCCCGCGCGCCCGUGUUGCUGUGACUGUGCUGCUGGUCCCGUCUGUGCAGGUGGCGGAGGCGGCGGCUGCUCCAGACACCCGACCGGCCGGCGCGGAGAUGUGGCCCUUGGCGGCGACGCUGCUGCUGGGCUCUUGGUGCUUUGGUUCAGCUCAACUCCUAUUAAAUAAGACCAAAUUUGUAGAAUACACCAUUUGUAAUGAAACUGUUGUCAUCCCAUGCUUUGUUAUUAAUGUCGGGGCGCAAAGCACAAAGGAAGUGUUUGUAAAGUGGAAAUUUAAUGGAACAUAUAUUUUCAUCUAUGAUGGAAAUAAAAACAUUUCUACUGCAAACCUGAACUUUUCAAGUGCAAAAAUCGCAGUCUCAAAAUUACUAAAAGGAGACGCCUCUUUGAAGAUGAGUAAGGAUGAUGUGAAAGUAGGAAACUACACAUGUGAAGUAACAGAAUUAACCAGAGAAGGAGAAACAAUCAUAGAAGUAAAGUAUCGUAUGGUUUCAUGGUUUUCUCCAAAUGAAAAUAUUCUCAUUGUUAUUUUCCCAAUUUUGGCCAUACUUCUGUUCUGGGGACAAUUUGGUAUUUUAACACUUAAAUAUAAGUCCAAUUGUACAAGUACGAAAAUCAUUCUUUUACUUAUUGCUGGACUACUGCUCACUAUAAUUGUCAUCGUUGGAGCCAUUCUUUUCAUCCCAGGAGAAUAUUCAAUAAAGAAUUCUUUUGGACUUGGUUUCAUUGUAAUUUCUACAGGGAUAUUAAUAUUACUUCAGUACAAUGUGUUUAUGACAGCUUUUGGGAUGACCUCUUUCACCAUCGCCAUACUGAUCACUCAGGUGCUGGGCUAUGUACUUGCUGUGGUUGGACUCUGUCUCUGUGUCACAGCAUGUGUGCCAGUACAUGGUCCUCUUCUGAUUUCAGGUUUGGGUAUCAUAGCUCUAGCGGAAUUACUUGGACUAGUUUAUAUGAAAUUUGUGGCCUCCAAUCAGAGGACUAUACAACCUCCUAGGAAAGCUGUAGAGGAACCCCUUAAUGCAUUUAAAGAAUCAAAAGGAAUGAUGAAUGAGGAAUAACUGAAGCAAAAUGAUGAACUCUGAUUUGGGGAGUCAAGAUGUGAAGGAAUACACUUGUGUUUAAGCACCAUGGCCUUUGAUGAUUCACUGGUGGGAAGAAGAAGAAAAAAAGUAACUGGUGUUCAUCUGUGGGAAAAAAGUCAUUGACCCAUAAAUGAUUAUUCCAGUUUUUAUUCAAAGCAGCUGUAAUUUAGUUAAUAAAAGAAGUAUGAUCUGUGUUUUGUGCCCAAUUGA
This is a messenger RNA of Heterocephalus glaber (naked mole-rat), 1405 nucleotides long. Its product is annotated as leukocyte surface antigen CD47. Gene Ontology annotation, biological process: positive regulation of phagocytosis; positive regulation of inflammatory response; positive regulation of cell-cell adhesion. Gene Ontology annotation, molecular function: thrombospondin receptor activity. NCBI's taxonomy places the organism in Eukaryota, Metazoa, Chordata, Mammalia, Rodentia, Bathyergidae. The record is from RefSeq and is a predicted model, not a curated record. Gene Ontology annotation, cellular component: extracellular exosome; plasma membrane.